Molecule: messenger RNA, 798 nt
Organism: Aphis gossypii (cotton aphid)
Lineage: Eukaryota; Metazoa; Arthropoda; Insecta; Hemiptera; Aphididae
Product: protein NYNRIN-like
Exons: 1
Coding region: 1-798 (265 amino acids)
Biological process (GO): DNA integration
Molecular function (GO): nucleic acid binding
Source: RefSeq, a predicted model, not a curated record
AUGGGACCAUACCCACGUUCCGGUAAGGGAAAAUCAUACAUACUGGUAGCAACCGACUGUUUUAGUAGAUGGACCGAGGCUUACCCCCUAGGAACAGCAACCUCUAAAACAAUAAUCGAAACACUAGAACGCGAGUUCUUCUCACGUUUCGGUUACCCGCGCUUGUGUCUCAGUGAUAACGGCACCCAAUUCGUAUCGAACGAAAUUUUAAACGCGUUAGAACGUUGGGGAACACAGGGUUGGACAACUCCGAUUUACCAUCCGAGGGCCAACCCGGUCGAACGCCGAAAUCAAGAUUUGAAAAAAGGGUUGCGCGCCCAGCUGGUUGAUGGCAACCACAAAUCUUGGGACAUAAAACUACCCGCAAUUCUAUUUUCGAUACGGAACAGGUGUAACGAACAGAAAUGCUACUCACCCGUGGUCCUCGUUCUCGGUAGGGAAUAUAAAAGACCCGGAGAUUGGGCGCUGUCAAAUUCAACACCGGUCAGUAUCGGGAAAUCGCAGGAAGAAAGGGUAGUGCGUGAGCAACAUGUUUUGGGCAAGAAGGUAGGGGUACAACCGAGUGCGAACACCGCGACACCGGUGAAGUUCGGCAAGGGCGAUGUAGUAAACUACAAAGCACACCACCUAUCAAAGGCACACAAAGAUUUCCACGCCGGAUUCGCACCAAAGUGGUGGGGACCGGUAAGGCUGGAGAGGCAGGUCGGGAAAGGUGUUUUCCUCACCGACCAACAGCCACCGCGGAAAAUACAUGUGUCCUGCCUAAAACGCGCACCGCAUAACGAGAUUGCCAAAUAA